Molecule: messenger RNA, 2040 nt
Organism: Sinocyclocheilus rhinocerous
Lineage: Eukaryota; Metazoa; Chordata; Actinopteri; Cypriniformes; Cyprinidae
Gene: anp32a
Product: acidic (leucine-rich) nuclear phosphoprotein 32 family, member A
Exons: 7
Coding region: 632-1396 (254 amino acids)
Biological process (GO): regulation of apoptotic process
Cellular component (GO): nucleus
Molecular function (GO): histone binding
Source: RefSeq, a predicted model, not a curated record
GGGGGAGGGGUCGUGUUUUCCGGACGGUCUACCAUCCAUCAGUCCAAAGUGACUGUACUUACCUGCCAGGAAACUGCUUCGAGACCAUAGACUUCGAGACCGAAAGCAGUAGUUUGACAAAAUAUUUAAUAAGUGCACAGCCCUCACUUCCACGAGCGUUACAUUGUAUUGUAACCAACACGCGUCAGUUUAUUUCAAAACGUCUUUUUUUUUUAAUUCCUGUAACUCCUAUAUCCAGGUCUAAGUGUGGAUAAAGCCACUUAACACUAAAGUAACUAGCCAUACCCCUGUUUAGUCUCUGCGUCUUCGACAGUUCGGUUGAUUUUAUCGCAUAGAUGUCACCCUAAAACGGAUUCGCUGGAUCAACCGAACGGUUCCUGUAACCCCACCCAGUUUCUGAUCGACCGCUGAUUGGUCGUCAGUUUCGCUGUGAGUAUUUUCACAUUCCAUUCCGCGCUUCUAAUUGGUCGCCGGUGACGACAAUCCCACACCCAACUCCCACCCACUGAGGCAUCAAGUUUGUGAGACUCGCAAUAGCUAGUUUGUUAAGAGGCUAUAGCUGAAUGUGCAGCAAAGACUCCAAGUCUAACUGCGCUCUUUGGUUUAAAUCACUCACUUACAGUUCAGUAAGAUGGAUAUGAAAAAGAGAAUUCACCUGGAGUUGCGGAACCGGACGCCGUCAGACGUGAAAGAGCUUGUGUUGGACAACUGUCGGUCAAAUGAGGGCAAAAUUGAGGGCCUCACUGAUGAGUUUGAGGAACUGGAAUUUUUAAGCACAAUCAAUGUAGGCUUAACAUCAGUCGCUAAUUUGCCGAAGCUAAACAAACUCAAAAAGCUCGAGCUUAGCGAUAACAGAAUCUCAGGGGGUCUGGAGGUACUGGCAGAGAAGUGUCCCAACCUCACCCAUCUCAACCUCAGCGGCAACAAAAUUAAAGACCUCAGCACCAUCGAACCCCUGAAAAAAUUGGAAAGCCUCAAAAGUUUAGACUUGUUCAAUUGUGAGGUGACAAACCUGAAUGACUACAGAGAAAAUGUUUUCAAGCUGCUCCCUCAGUUGACAUAUCUUGAUGGCUAUGACAAAGAGGAUAAAGAAGCACCCGACUCUGACGCCGAAGCUUACGUCGAAGGCCUAGACGACGACGAGGAUGAUGAAGAUGAGGGAGAAGAGGAGGAGUAUGAUGAAGAUGCAGCUCCAGGAGAUGAAGAUGAAGAAGAGGGAGAGGAGGAGGAUGAGGAAGAGGGAGAAGAGGAGGAAGAAGAGGACAUCAGCGGAGAGGAAGAGGAGGAAGAAGAGUUAAAUGAUGGCGAGGUAGAUGAUGAGGAAGACAUUGAGGAGGAGCGGGGUCAGAAGAGGAAAAGAGAGCUGGAUGAGGAAGGGGAGGAAGAUGAUGACUGAACAUGCACUCCCCCCAUUGUGAUCUGACCGUUUAACCCCUGUAUAUCUGUUCUAUUGUCACUCUGCGAUGGUUUGGGGAGGUAUUCAAAUGGUAGGGGGUGGGUUAGUAUAAAGGAGGACACAGUUUAAAUAUUUGUUUUUAUCUUUUUUGUUGUUGUUGUUGUUGUUUUCUUUUGGUUUGGUUUGUACUUUCAGUUUGAUUCCCUUCAUUUUCUCCAAAAGCUCUUCAAAUGGCUGACAACACAGUGUGGAAAUUUAUUAUUGUUGGAAAAAAAGACCAGUAUGCUCUUGUAAUUUUUCCCUGUCUUUACUGUUGAUGCCUAAAUGCUGGUGAUGACUUCUGUAUUAAAAAAGAAAAAAACAACCAAAAACCUUUUAGAAGUGCAUGGCUGACUCUAUUUUAAAGUUGACUACUGGAUUUCAAGGAAGAACAUUUUCUAACCCACUUUUUUUAUUGCAUCUUUUAUUUGUGUAUUUUGUUUCUUUGGUGUUUUCUUCAUCAUCAUCAUCACACCACUACCACCAUGUGACGUGCUGUUUAGGCUUGAAGAAUACAUCAUGAUGUCAGUUCAACCUCUCAAUGUGAUUUUUAUUUUAUUUUUUAAUGUUCAGAGCCGAAUGUCUGCCCUUGUCAAAUGAACUGA